Molecule: messenger RNA, 472 nt
Organism: Paramecium octaurelia
Lineage: Eukaryota; Ciliophora; Oligohymenophorea; Peniculida; Parameciidae
Source: the annotation of a GenBank genome assembly
AUGCACUAUUGGUAGAAAUUACCCUUUGUGGAUAAAUGCUUAACAUAUGACAUUGGUACCACACAUGUUCCUCAUCAUCUCUUAUCUGAAUAGACUCAUUACAAUGCUAGGGUAUAUUACAAUUCUAUUAUUUGCAGGAGGCUAAUAUCUAUCUUAAAAAAGUACUUGGUGAUUUAUACCACCAAGAUAUUAAUAAAUUUUGGAUAUCUUUUCAUCAAACUGCCAGUCUUGUUGGAGUGUAACACAAAGCAAGGGAGUCUGGAAAUUUGUUAAAACUCGAUAUUUAUUUCAUAUUUUUAGUACAAACAUAUUAAUAUCAUAUUCUGUAGUUAUAGAAGCACCUAAUGAUGAGAAUCGUAAUGAAUAUAACUAACUUUAGGCUUAGAUCUAUUUAGAAUAAAUAUUUCAAAAUUAUUUUUAUAGAUAUAAUUUUAAUUAAAAAUAUUUAAUUUAAUUGAAAAUAACAUUGUGA